GCUGUGCGACGGCCUCGAAGACAUGAUGACGAGAGCCGCUUUCAUCUGUUAGCUCCCGGAGCCAAAUGAAACAUUCCAACUUCACGUCUGUCGUUAUGCGGACACUAAAGUUGUUCCCUUCGACUGUUUGCUGAAUUUAAACCGUCGCGUUGAAGUUUUUCGCCAGAGGAGGCGACAGCUGGCUUUCUCCAGUCUCCCGACAGCCCCCCACACCUGACUUCAUUCAAUGAAGUGUUAGCAUCAUACUUAGCAUCUGGUUUUGUCACACAAAAAGACGCACUUUCGACGCGCUUCGACAUUCUUCGGAUAUUUUUUUACUCAGCAUUGGUGACUAAACGGUGUCGCGCUGGCGCAGGUGGCGGGGUGUCCGUGGAUAAUGCGAGACAGUGGGGGUAGCCUGACCCAGAACCGUUGGCAGGGAGAUCUGGGUCUGACUGCCGUGGGCCAGGAAGACACAGGAGGAGGUGGGAUUCCCGGAGACCACCUCAUUGUCCCGGUGUCUGACCACAGCAUCCCCAGCCCCAUGCACCUCCGCCUGGGUGAAAAAGAAAGGGUAUGGAGCGGCGAGGAUGAGGCGGAAGAGGACAGGAUGGGCCACAUUGACGCCAAGGACGCAGACGACGAGUUUGAGGGCGGCUGCUGGGAGGAGAAUGAGGAUGAGGAGGAGGAAGAAGAAAUAGAAGACGAGGAUGAAGAGCAGGGGGCUGUGGUAGAGUGGGACGUGGCAGACUUUCCUCCCCAGUCCAGCCAACAUUACCAACAUGCAAACUUUAGAGCGUUGCAGAAAGAAGAAGACGUGAGGACGGAGCAGGACGAGGCAGCCUCGGUCCCUCAGGUUGGAACGGGGAGGCAGACGUCGGAGCCCCACCGCCACAGAUACUUGGCCCUGCGGCGCGCCCGAUCCCGUCACCGGCAGAGAUUCCCCGGCGCCCUCGGCUCUCGGCUGAGCCAGCAAUGGAAGAGCUGGCGGCAACGGGCCCAGCGGGUGUACUCCCUCAGCCUCCGUUGGAGCUUGAAAGGACAGAAGUACAAUUGUUACAGCAAGCAAAGGAGUAUAAAACGCUAUCGUCAGUCGCUGUACACUGACGACGAUAUCAGCGACGACGAGAGAUUCACAGAGGCUGGUAGAGAUCCAGAGAGAUCCCCAGACAGACACGGCGACCGAGGCAGACGGGAAGUGGAGGACAAACGAGCGGACCCGACGCUUUCCGAGGAGCACGUGAGCUGCGUAACAGGUAUUCUGGAAGAAUCCCUUCAGAAAUAUGGCAGUUUGAUCCCAAUCCACGUAGACGACAUUGUGGAGAGGCUUCAGGACAUCUUCAGUGAGAAUUUUGCACAGCCGCACAGGAAAACCAUGGUCCAACAUUUGAUACAAUCCUUCCAGCGCGCUUCGGGAUCAGCUCUGGCCAAAACCUUCAGAGUCAACUACAAACGUCACGUUCUUACCAUGGAUGACCUCGGCACGCUCUAUGGACAGAACUGGCUCAAUGACCAGAUUAUGAACAUGUAUGGCGACCUCGUCAUGGACUCGGUUCCAGAGAAGGUUCACUUUUUCAACAGCUUUUUCUACGACAAGCUAAGGACAAAAGGCUACGAAGGAGUCAAGCGGUGGACGAAAAAUGUGGAUAUUUUCCAGAAGGAUCUGCUGUUGAUACCCAUCCACCUGGAGGUCCACUGGUCGCUGGUCAGUGUUGACAUUCCUCGGAAAUCCAUCAUCUACUUUGACUCCCAGCGGACCCUCAACAGACGUUGCCCCAAGCACAUUUAUAAGUAUCUGCAAGCGGAGGCCAUCAAAAAAGACCAGCAAGACUUUUUGACCGGCUGGAAAGGCUUUUUCAAAAUGAAAGUGGGCCGGCAGAACAAUGACAGCGACUGCGGGGCGUUUGUGUUACAGUACUGCAAGUGUCUGGCCCUGGGGCAGCCGUUCAGCUUCGGUCAGCAGGACAUGCCUCGCCUGCGGAGGCAAAUGUACAAAGAACUGUGUCACUGUAAGCUCACCCUGUGACCCCCACCGAAACCACAUCAGCCACAGAGAGAUGGAGCAUGGUGGGGGGGGGGCGCCCAAGACAGAACACUCUCAGCAAACACCUCUUCCAUCGUCGAUCAUCCCAACUCUUGUGGGUUCUUCAGUGGAAGCUACACGUGUAGAUAAGCCCAAAGGUUCCAAAAGUUCUCACUUUCUUUGCUAAAUGAUGUCCGAGUGUACAAAAUGACCAAUGGUUCAUUCGCAUCCCAGUUGUGAUGAUCGGGCAGCUGCUGGUGCCCCGACCUCCAAGCGUUUAAGGCCUCACAUAUAACUGACUUCUGUCUUCAUUUUCCCAAAUAUAAAUUUUGUUCAAGAUGUUCCCCAGCCCUGUGCUGACAGGGCAGCAACGGUCGGCAACAAUUUUUUUUUUCUUUGCCACGUGACGUGUCCUUUACUGAGGUAAUUUACUUUGCAUUUAUCUGUUUUUUUUUAUAUACAUGCGUUCAUGUCGGAAAAUAUAUUGCUAUGCUUUGACAACUGUUGAUACGGGAGGAGUACUUUAUUUUUGUCUGGAGGGGACAAGAGUAAAUUGGCUAUUUUUUGUCUCAAUCAAACAAAUUAUUCUCCGUAACCUUUUUUUUUUUUAAUUUUCCUAUUUUUUUAACAAAAUACUUUUAGCCCUUGCUGUCCCCUCCUAAAAGUUGUGAUUCAACUGAUUUGACUGUUUUAUAUAUCUUCUACAAUGCAUAAUGGUUGCUAGAAAGAAUUAAAAAAAAGUUGGCCUAUGGA
Molecule: messenger RNA, 2755 nt
Organism: Syngnathus typhle (broad-nosed pipefish)
Lineage: Eukaryota; Metazoa; Chordata; Actinopteri; Syngnathiformes; Syngnathidae
Product: sentrin-specific protease 2-like
Exons: 12
Coding region: 377-2005 (542 amino acids)
Biological process (GO): protein desumoylation
Cellular component (GO): nucleus
Molecular function (GO): deSUMOylase activity
Source: RefSeq, a predicted model, not a curated record